CGCGCCAAAUUAAGUAAAACUUUGAUUUGAAGUUGGCUUGUUUUAACAUUAUAAUUUUAAAUAUCACACAUAUCAUUAAAUAAUUAUAAUGGAAGGCUUCGAUGAUCCUGGAGUCUUUUUUUCUGAUAAUUUUGGCGUCGAGGAAAAUGAAUCACAAGAUCAAAUCAACCUGCAAGCCGUAAAGAAAAAGUUCAAAGAAUUUAUUCGACAAUAUCAUACGGGGAAUUUCAAUUACAAAUAUAGAGAUGCUCUCAAACGUAAUUAUAACCUAAACCAAUACUGGGUUGAAAUAAAUAUAGAAGAUUUGUCUAGUUUUGAUGAUAUUUUAGCAGAAAAAUUAUAUAAGAAACCAACUGAACAUUUGCCAGUUUUGGAAGAAGCAGCUAAAGAGUUAGCAGAUGAGCUGACUGCCCCUCGACCUGAAGGUGAGGAGAAAGUUGAAGACAUACAAGUCUUACUGUCAUCUGAUGCACAUCCGUCUAAUUUAAGAGAACUUAAGUCUGAUACAGUUUCACGUCUUGUAAAGAUACCAGGUAUUGUGAUAUCAACAUCAGCUAUAAAAGCAAAGGCGACAAAAAUAUCAAUACAAUGUCGUUCUUGUCGUAAUAUUAUACCCAACUUGCCUGUCAAACCUGGUCUUGAGGGAUAUGUUAUGCCUAGAAAAUGUAAUACGGAACAAGCUGGUCGACCUAAAUGUCCUUUGGAUCCAUACUUCAUUAUACCAGAUAAAUGUAAAUGCAUAGACUAUCAGGUGUUGAAGUUACAAGAGAGUCCGGAGAGCAUACCGCAGGGUGAGAUGCCGCGUCACCUGACGGUGUAUUGCGAGCGUACACUGUGCGAGCGAGUGGCGCCCGGUGCGCGAGUCACAGUACUCGGCAUAUACUCCAUUAAGAAGAUAGCUAAAAUUGGCAAAGAGAACCGGGACAAAGGUUCAGUAGGGGUGAGGUCGUCGUACUUGCGUGCGGUUGGGCUGACCGCGGAGGAAGGCGUGACGGGUGGACUCCGUCCCUUCACCUCCGAGGAGGAGGAACAGUUCCGCCGUCUGGCCGCGUCCCCCGACAUAUACGAAAGGAUUGCCAAGUCCAUCGCGCCCAGUGUCUUCGGCGUUGUCGAUAUGAAAAAAGCUAUCGCCUGUUUGUUAUUUGGAGGGUCUCGUAAAAGGCUACCGGAUGGUCUGACCCGGCGAGGAGACAUCAAUAUUCUGUUACUGGGUGACCCUGGAACAGCCAAGUCCCAGUUGCUGAAAUUUGUGGAGAAAGCUGCCCCCGUGGGGGUGUACACCUCGGGUAAGGGCUCCAGUGCUGCAGGACUUACCGCAUCAGUUAUCAGGGAUCCUGGAAGUCGUAACUUCGUGAUGGAGGGCGGUGCGAUGGUGCUGGCUGACGGCGGCGUUGUUUGCAUUGAUGAGUUCGACAAGAUGCGUGAGGAUGACCGCGUCGCCAUACACGAGGCUAUGGAGCAGCAGACCAUAUCCAUCGCCAAGGCAGGUAUAACAACAACGCUGAACUCGCGGUGCUCCGUGCUGGCGGCGGCCAACUCAGUGUUCGGCCGCUGGGACGACACCAAGGCUGACGACAACAUCGACUUCAUGCCCACAAUACUCUCGCGCUUUGACAUGAUAUUUAUUGUCAAAGAUGAACACGACCAGAAUAGAGAUAUUACUCUAGCGAAGCACAUAAUGUCAGUGCACAUGGGCAGGGACAGCGUAGAGCGGGAGCUGAGCUCUGGGGAGCUGCCGCUGGGCGUGCUGCGUCGCUACGGGGCGUACUGUCGCGCGCGAUGCGGCCCGCGACUCUCCGCCGCCGCCGCGGAGCGCCUGCGCGCACGAUACGUACUCAUGCGCGCCGGCGCCUCGCAGCACGAGCGACAUGCUGACAAACGACUCUCUAUACCUAUCACUGUCAGACAAUUGGAGGCUAUAGUGCGUAUAUCGGAGUCGCUGGCCAAGAUGCAACUAGCGCCGUUCGCGACUGAGGUGCACGUGGCGGAGGCGCUGCGUCUCUUCCAAGUCUCCACACUCGACGCCGCCAUGACCGGCAGCCUCGCGGGUGCCGAAGGUUUCACUACAGAGGAAGACCACGAGAUGCUGUCACGUAUAGAGAAACAGUUAAAACGUAGAUUCGCCGUCGGUUCCCAAGUGUCGGAGCAGACCAUCAUACAGGACUUCAUCAGACAGAAGUAUCCAGAGCGAGCCAUAUUCAAAGUCAUACAUACGAUGAUAAGACGCGGCGAACUGCAGCACAGAUUGCAAAGGAAAAUGUUAUACAGACUGUCAUAAAAUAAAAAAAAUAAAAAUUGUAACUAAAUA
Messenger RNA from Papilio xuthus (Asian swallowtail), 2308 nucleotides. It is a transcript of the gene Mcm5, whose product is annotated as Minichromosome maintenance 5. The transcript has 13 exons. Gene Ontology annotation, cellular component: MCM complex; nucleus. Lineage: Eukaryota; Metazoa; Arthropoda; Insecta; Lepidoptera; Papilionidae. Gene Ontology annotation, biological process: double-strand break repair via break-induced replication; DNA replication; DNA replication initiation. The record is from RefSeq and is a predicted model, not a curated record. Bases 89 to 2278 code for a protein of 729 amino acids. Gene Ontology annotation, molecular function: DNA replication origin binding; single-stranded DNA helicase activity; 3'-5' DNA helicase activity.